AUGUCCAUUAUAUUAAUCAUAGAGCUCUUCAGAGCGCAAGCGACGGAUUUCCUUUCUUCCACAGACCCGCACGGAAACCCUGCGUAUGAUCCCAACAACCUGCUUGGAUACAUCGCGUCCAACGUCCUGACUGGAAUCGCAUUCAGUAUAGGCACACGGUUCGGCCUGCACGCGCACCCGGAUUCAAAGGGAAUAUUUAUCGUGGGGUAUCUGAUCAUCAUGCUAUCGCUAUGCGCGUUCAUUGCAGCCGACUACGUCCUUCCAGGUCGCCUCUCGCGGUAUCUGGGAGCAACUGAGCACAUGUUGGUGAGCAGCGCUGGUACAAAGUUCAUGGUGAUGAUGAAUGUCAAAAGGUUGCCAGAGUUGCGGUAUUGA
Messenger RNA from Desarmillaria tabescens, 375 nucleotides. RefSeq lists its product as uncharacterized. The record is from RefSeq and is a predicted model, not a curated record. Lineage: Eukaryota; Fungi; Basidiomycota; Agaricomycetes; Agaricales; Physalacriaceae. The transcript has 4 exons. The coding region runs from base 1 to 375 and encodes 124 amino acids.